Messenger RNA from Trifolium pratense (red clover), 1995 nucleotides. RefSeq names its product UDP-rhamnose/UDP-galactose transporter 2-like. Gene Ontology annotation, molecular function: UDP-galactose transmembrane transporter activity; antiporter activity. Gene Ontology annotation, cellular component: Golgi apparatus. The coding region runs from base 622 to 1659 and encodes 345 amino acids. NCBI's taxonomy places the organism in Eukaryota, Viridiplantae, Streptophyta, Magnoliopsida, Fabales, Fabaceae. The record is from RefSeq and is a predicted model, not a curated record. The transcript is spliced from 5 exons.
AUAAAUUGAAAGAAAAAAAAAGUGUUGCAAAUUCAUUAAAGUAUCCGUACCAAACUGAACCAAACCAAUUAAAUUGGUUCGGUUUUAUUUUUAAAAAAUAUCAUAAACUUAACAAAAUCAAAUUAAAUUUUCCAAAAAUUAAUCCAAACAGGUCCAAUUAGACAUCCAUGUGAUUUUUGUCAUCUUUUAAUUUCCAUUUGAUUUGAUUUCAUAUUUUUGGGUGACCAAACAUAAAUCACGGUUGAGAGGAAUAUUUGGCGUAAGAUUCCCUCCUGGUUCCAGCGGUGCGAGUGUGAAGCAACUUUGGUUCCUCCUCCUCAGUAAAAUAUAAAAGAGAAAAUAUUACAGAUUUGGAGAGGUGAAGGAAGAAGACGCAGAAGGAGAGAUUAAUGUGAAUUGUAAGGGAAAGAUACAGGAAAGUGUUGUGGGAGGAUAGUUUUAAAUCGGGCAAAGCAAAAGCUCCUCCCUCCCUCCCUCACUUCCUUUAUUCUUUGCUUUCAGUCUUCUUUUUUCCAUUCUCUUUCUUUUCCCAGUCGACAGAGAGAGACAAUUGUGAUCUUUAUAUCUCUCUCUCUCUCGACUGUCUACUUCUCAGAUCUGGUAUCCGUCGAUAAAUAGAAGAUGGAGAGCGAAAAGAAAACUUCGCCAAUAUCUAACUUUGGAGCAUGGGGUAUGAACGUCGUAAGCUCCGUUGGAAUUAUCAUGGCUAAUAAGCAGCUCAUGUCCAACAACGGCUAUGCUUUCACCUUCGCAACUACGUUGACUGGGUUCCACUUUGCUGUAACUGCUCUGGUGGGUCUGGUGUCAAAUGCUACCGGUUAUUCUGCUUCAAAGCACGUACCUAUGUGGGAGCUUAUUUGGUUCUCAGCAGUUGCAAAUAUAUCUAUCACAGGGAUGAACUUCAGCCUCAUGCUCAAUUCUGUUGGAUUCUACCAAAUAUCAAAACUAAGCAUGAUUCCAGUGGUUUGUGUGAUGGAGUGGAUCCUUCACAGCAAACACUACUCAAGGGAAGUAAAAAUGUCAGUCAUGGUUGUGGUUAUUGGUGUUGGUGUUUGCACUGUAACUGAUGUAAAUGUUAACCUCAAGGGUUUCGUGUGUGCCAGUCUAGCAGUUGUAUCAUCAUCUUUACAGCAAAUUUCAAUUGGUUCUCUACAAAAGAAAUAUUCAAUUGGAUCUUUUGAACUGCUGAGUAAGACUGCUCCUAUUCAAGCUCUCUCUCUCAUUAUUCUUGGUCCAUUUGUUGAUUACUAUCUCAGUGGCAAGUUGAUAACCAACUUUAAGAUGUCUUCUGGUGCCAUUUUAUUCAUUCUUCUUUCAUGCACCCUAGCUGUGUUUUGCAAUGUAAGCCAGUACCUCUGCAUUGGGCGCUUCUCAGCAGUUUCCUUCCAGGUUUUAGGCCACAUGAAAACACUGUGUGUUCUGACUUUGGGGUGGCUGCUAUUUGAUUCAGAGCUCACUUUCAAGAACAUCAUGGGAAUGGUUCUUGCGGUUGUUGGCAUGGUUAUUUAUAGUUGGGCUGUGGAGCUUGAAAAGCACUCAAAUGCGAAGACUCUUCCCCAUGCGAAAAACAGCCUAACAGAAGAAGAAAUUAGGCUAUUGAAGGAAGGGGUAGAAAAUAAUCCGUUGAAGGAUAUUGAACUUGGUGAGGCUAAAGGUUAGGAUGCCUCUCAGUCACAGAUGGUAAAAAUUAAAAUUGAUCGAUAAGGAUUAGCCUCAAGUUUAAUGUGGAUUACUACUUCAAUUUAAUUUGUUCCUUUUCUAGUUUACUUGCUGCGAAACUCUCGGUGUCUAUCUGUUUACACGAUCUAAAAUCCAUUUUAUAUAAUGUUCCUUUAUUUUGAUUUUUUUUCUUCUUUUCUUUACUGUGUUGCUGAGGUUUGUUAUUUAUUUGGCUUGCCCGUAGAUGAUUGUAGAUGAACAAUAUGAGGGCGCUAUUGCUGUGUAAAAUGUGUAAGUUGAUGAAAGGCAAUAUAUUCACUCAAUUUUGUCCUUUUA